AUGGCCCAAAAAACAGAGAAAGAAGAGACGGAAUUCAAAGUCGUACCGGAGACAAUCACGCUUUGUGUUAAAUGCGGCGUUGCUGGUAAUUCUGCGGCCAAUGAUUUGUGUAAGAAAUGCUUCGGCACCGCCUCAGCUGGCUCCGCUUCCGCAGUGGUCACGGCGGCGGCCGGAUCUAAGAAAUUAUUUAGAUCCAGCUCAUCCUCGAGGUCUUCGCUGGAGAGGAAAUUCAAUCCGGUUCAGAUCAGUACGGAUUUGAAGAAAGAGGAUUCGGUUUCGGUGGAGGCUGUGCCGUUGAAGCGGGAGGUGAAUCGGUGCUCCGGUUGCCGGAGAAAGGUAGGUUUGACAGGAUUUAGAUGUAGAUGCGGCGAGCUCUUCUGCGCCGAUCAUCGUUAUUCCGACCGGCAUGAUUGCAGCUACGACUACAAGGCCGCAGGACGAGAGGCCAUCGCGAGGGAAAAUCCGUUGAGGGUAAUUUCGUCAUAUGAAAUAGAAACUACGGCCCACGUGGGGCAAGCUAUGGAAAAAUCUGGUGGAGGAGGUCGAGUAAGGGAACAGCAUCAUGUUGGCUUUGGCCACUUCUCCAAACUGUAA
This is a messenger RNA of Fraxinus pennsylvanica, 594 nucleotides long. NCBI's taxonomy places the organism in Eukaryota, Viridiplantae, Streptophyta, Magnoliopsida, Lamiales, Oleaceae. The record is from the annotation of a GenBank genome assembly.